AUUAGUAAUCCAUAUAACUUAAAACAUUCUAAAAUUUAAUAAUCGCUCCAUCUACCGGUUAAACACUGUCAUCAAGUCAUCAUCCAAAUAGCUUAAAAGGAUAUUGCGAUUCGCGACGUUUACACCACGCGGCACUAGCGCCACGGCAAAGCAGAAAACAUUGCCGUCUAUGUGUGCGUGUCCGUGAGUCGUAGUUACGCGGUUGCGGUGUAGUGGGCCUUCCUAUAAAUACGAGCACACAGUAAUACAUGUAACGCACACAAUUACACGCAUAAAGCGUUCUAGCAAUCCAUCCACCUAUCGAGGGUUUGAACCUCAGCUCGUGAUUUGUCAUGCGUCUAAACUUUUUGCUUUUUUGUCUUUCUAGGAAAAGAAGAAAAUUGGAUAAUUUCACAGCCGAAGAUGAUACUAUAUCUUUAGACUACAUCGAACUGCAAAAUAUGGAAAUGGAAUCUCCGAUUUCAUCAAAGUUGAAAGUCAGUCAAAAUAACGAUGAGGCGACCAGCUCAAACAUUUUGAACCCACGCAUUGCACAGGUGGAUGACACUUAUCGGGUUCCUAGUCUAUUAGAGGAAGAAGAUACCCAUGAGUUACAAAUAUCGUUCGAUUUGGAAGAAGAGCUUCCUGACAAAACCGUCGGUCGAAGAAUUGUUGCAAUUAGUAAUUUUUUUACAAAAUUACAAUCGAUUUGCAAUCAUGGACCCUUAGGAUGCGGUAUUCAAGAAAUGCAGUUGGUUGGAGAAGUAAAACAUGGGCAUAAUUGAACUUGGCUCUCAUUUCACAUUUAUGUUUUUGUUGGGAAAUCAUUACUUUUGUACAAAAAGUAAGAAAUUACUAGUGUUAAUCAUAAAAGCAGUUGUGCUGAAACGAGACCCUCGC
Cydia fagiglandana is the source of this 879-nucleotide messenger RNA. RefSeq lists its product as uncharacterized. The record is from RefSeq and is a predicted model, not a curated record. Bases 333 to 764 code for a protein of 143 amino acids. The transcript has 4 exons. NCBI's taxonomy places the organism in Eukaryota, Metazoa, Arthropoda, Insecta, Lepidoptera, Tortricidae.